CUAACGGCCACUCAGGCUUUCGCGGACCAGAGUGUGUGUGUGAGGCCAAACGGGGAAGAAGAACAGGGUCUAAGUCGGCUUGAGAAUAUGCUGUUUUCCCUUCCCCUUUCCGCCAUGGACCCCACAAUGUGGCCUUUCUCUCAGAGCCUCUGAGACUGGUACCCAGGCAAGGCACGAUGCCCCUGCCCGCCACAAGACUGCCCAGCCCCUAUGGUUCUGAUCGGCUGGUACGGCUAGCAGCCAGGCUACGGCCAGCACUAUGCGAUACCCUGAUCACGGUAGGAAGCCAGGAGUUUCCCGCUCACAGCCUGGUGCUAGCAGGUGUGAGCCUGCAGCUGGGCCGCAGGGGCCGGUGGGCUCUGGGAGAAGGCAUCAGCCCUUCCACCUUUGCCCAGCUUCUGUACUUUGUUUAUGGGGAGAGUGUAGAGCUGCAGCCCGGGGAGCUAGGCCCCCUCGAGGAGGCAGCCAGGGCCUUGGGAGUGCAGGCCCUGGAAGAGGCAUGCAGGAAGGCUCGAAAGGACAGGGCUAAAGAAGGGCUGGAUUCAGGGCAGACAAAACAUGAGGAGGAGCCAGAGAAACCCAUGAGAGAUUCUGAGAGAGGACUGGGCCAUGGAGAGAGGCAGAAACCAGAGCAUUUUAGAACGACAACGAGAGAACAGGAGAUGCUGCAUGAGCCAAGAAAGAGUCCGGGGGUGACAGGGACAACUCGGGAGGAUCAGAGAGAGCAGGUGCAAUCAAAAGAGGAAUUCGGCCAACCCUCCUUUGGCCAUGGGGGAGCAGAUGGGAGGCAAAGAGUGGUUACAUGGGUAAAGGAGAGUCCAGGGGGCUCUGAAAGUCUGCGGGAGUUCCCUGGUCCCCUCCCUCCACCAGGUUCCUUCCAAACCAGCAUCAUCUCCAGGCCUCGGUGGGUUGAGGCCCCCUGGUUAGGGGAGGGCCAGCCUGCCCUAUGGAGCAUCCUGCUGUUGCCACCCAGAUAUGGCACUCCCUUCUCCCAUAGCAGCCCCACCACUGGAGCCUGCCAGGAGAUCUGGCCUCGGGACCAGAGGAUCCCACUGCCCAUGAACCCCCACAAAGGGCUCUGCAGUCAGAACCAGUUGGCCUCCUCCAGCCCCAUCCCAGGUUCCCUCCCCGGGGGCCCUGCACAGUUCAGCCCUGGGGAGUUGGAACAACCUAAUCAGGGGAACACAGGCCCACCUGCAACCUGUGCGGGUCAUGAGGGCACGACAGGCCACCCAUCUCGCCAACACCCUCCCCUGCUCCCUCCUGCUCGGUCUCGGCCCUAUUCUUGCUCUGUCUGUGGAAAGAGGUUUUCACUCAAGCAUCAGUUGGAGACGCACUACCGAGUCCACACAGGAGAGAAGCCUUUCUCCUGUAGCCUCUGUCCUCAGCGCUCCCGGGACUUCUCUGCCAUGACCAAGCACCUGCGGACGCACGGGGCAGCUCCCUAUCGCUGCCCUCUAUGCAGCGCCGGCUGCCCCAGCCUGGCCUCCAUGCAAGCGCACAUGCGCAGCCAUUCGCCCAGCCAGCUCCCGCCCGGAUGGACCAUUCGCUCCACCUUCCUCUACUCCUCCUCCUCCUCCUCGAGGCCGUCCCGGGCUGCGACCUCUCCCUGUAAUCCCUCUUCUUCCCCCACCUGACGGAGCACCCGGAGCUUCUUUGUCCUCAGCCUAGAGUGGGAUUAAGAGUGAAAAGUGGGCCAGCUCCACUUCCGACCCGGCACCUCUGCUCCCACGGCUUAGCAAAUUCGGCUCCAGAAGCUCAUCAGGAAAGGUGCCCAGAGCCCUCUCCUGGACGACCGUGGGUCACACAAGUCUAGGCCAGCGAGCCCCGAUGGAGUGAGGACACUUUAGUUUGCACGAGUGAUGGUGCAAACUGUACGGGGACUGGGACAGUCGAUUUCAUCACCAUAAUAAAGAGUUUCCAAUGUUCGCUAAGGACGAGAA
Tupaia belangeri chinensis (Chinese tree shrew) is the source of this 1943-nucleotide messenger RNA. It is a transcript of the gene ZBTB32, whose product is annotated as zinc finger and BTB domain containing 32. Bases 177 to 1637 code for a protein of 486 amino acids. Gene Ontology annotation, biological process: regulation of cytokine production; negative regulation of transcription by RNA polymerase II; regulation of immune system process. Gene Ontology annotation, molecular function: RNA polymerase II cis-regulatory region sequence-specific DNA binding; protein binding; DNA-binding transcription repressor activity, RNA polymerase II-specific. Lineage: Eukaryota; Metazoa; Chordata; Mammalia; Scandentia; Tupaiidae. Gene Ontology annotation, cellular component: nucleoplasm; nucleus. The transcript has 6 exons. The record is from RefSeq and is a predicted model, not a curated record.